Molecule: messenger RNA, 1080 nt
Organism: Entamoeba invadens IP1
Lineage: Eukaryota; Evosea; Mastigamoebida; Endamoebidae
Exons: 1
Coding region: 1-1080 (359 amino acids)
Biological process (GO): maturation of LSU-rRNA; maturation of 5.8S rRNA
Cellular component (GO): preribosome, large subunit precursor; Las1 complex
Molecular function (GO): endonuclease activity
Source: RefSeq, a predicted model, not a curated record
AUGUCAUCAAGUGUGUGGCUAAGCUGGGACGACUGGCGUCGCGCCCAAAGUGUUAUUGUCGAGGCGUUACAAGACCCAACAGAAGCACAUGUGACAGAAGCGCUCGAUGCAAUUGAAUUGUGGACGAAUCGACAAAUACUGAACGUGCAAAUAGAAGCGACGGUCGACGUUUUUAAUUCGAUUAAAGCGUAUGUGAAAAUGCCGGAACUGUUCACAAGUGUUGCGUCGUUCACUAUCGUACGUUUUGUGAAUGGGAUGGUCGAUGCUCCACAACAGUUUGGAGCGCAGCACAGAACGGUGUAUAUGGUUUCUUUAGAGCAAAAAGUGCCAACCAUUUUAGUUGAUAUGAGACAUUCCAUUACACAUGGAAUCUUACCUUCACGUCCAGUCUUAUUUGAGAUGAUUAAAAUCAUUUCCGAAUUUUUAGUUGUGAGGUAUUGGCGAACAGAAGAAAACGAGUCGACGCCAAUGUGGUUUUCUGAAUUAAAACGUGCGAUAACCAGAAACGACGUGGACCGACUGAAAGACAUCAUAACAGACGGUCUUAAAAACUUGACAACAGCUGGAGUGUUUUCAAUCUCUAAAGAUAUCGCGAGACUUGCUGGUACAGACAUGUCACCACAUUGGAAAACACUUGUGAAGUAUUUGUGUAAUAGAGUCGGGUUUGCAGACGCUUUGGUUAUGGGCGCGACUCUCCAGUUCUGUGCGGAUACAACAGAUAUUGGACUUGCGAAUUGGUUGCUCUAUUUGCUCAAGAAUUAUAACACUGACAUACAACCUAUUGUCGAAGUCUUCAUUCAAAACGGGUUAAUUUUUGACGUAAACGUUCAAGAGCUUCUUGUUAAAAGUAUUCCAAUGAUCAACGCAAAACAGAAAGGGUUUUUGGACGCUUACAUCGUCGUGAAGAAAAACGCUCAACCUAAUGUUACUCUGAAAACCUUAACUGACUUCUUGGAGUCAAAACCACAACUAAAAACAGAGAAGGUUGGACGCUGGACUAGAGUACCACGACUCAACUACUUCACCACAGACCAACAGAGUCUUGUCAUACCUCAAGAUGCCAAGAUGUAUGUCGUUUGA